Lingula anatina is the source of this 2527-nucleotide messenger RNA. Its product is annotated as REST corepressor 3. Gene Ontology annotation, biological process: negative regulation of DNA-templated transcription; regulation of transcription by RNA polymerase II. Lineage: Eukaryota; Metazoa; Brachiopoda; Lingulata; Lingulida; Lingulidae. Gene Ontology annotation, cellular component: histone deacetylase complex; transcription regulator complex. The record is from RefSeq and is a predicted model, not a curated record. Gene Ontology annotation, molecular function: transcription corepressor activity.
UGUACGCCGCAGGUGCAGAACAAAGCUAGCGGCUCACAAAAAAGUUUGAUUUUCUUUCUUAAACGACAAGCAAAUCUUCAACAAGUGCGCGAAAAAUAUAGGAGAACGUUUGCCAAUAGAACAUGGUAAUGGCAGAUCGACAAAGUGAAGAAUUGAGAAACGGCAGGCGAUCAAGAGGUCCAAGCCCGAAUGGCAAUUUCAAUGAUGACGACAGCAGCGCCGCUGAGGAUUCAGAUCAAGAUAAUGGCAUGCGAAUUGGAGAAGAGUUUCAAGCUAAUAUAGUACAAUACAACCCAGAUGCUUACAAACAAGAAAGUCGCCCAGAAGGCGCCAUGCUGGUUUGGUCCCCAAAUCAAGAUGUUCUGGAUAGCAAAGUUGAUGAGUAUAUCCAUAUUGCUAAGGAAAAGCAUGGAUACAAUACAGAGCAAGCUCUUGGUAUGUUGUUCUGGCAUAAACACGUGGUUGACAAGGCUCUUGCUGACUUAGCCAACUUCACACCCUUCCCUGAUGAGUGGACAGUGGAAGAUAAAGUGCUGUUUGAACAAGCAUUUAGCUUCCAUGGGAAGAGCUUUCACAGAAUAAGACAAAUGUUGCCUGAUAAAUCUAUUGCCAGUUUGGUGAAGUACUAUUAUUCUUGGAAGAAAACCAGAUCACGCACUAGUCUGAUGGACAGACAAGCCCGUAAACUAGCCAACCAUAGAGAUGACAGUGAUGAGGAUCUAGGCAGCAGCAGUGAUAGUGAUUUUGAAAAGAAUAAAGAAAAUGGGAAGACUACAGUCUCUGCUGAUGGCAAAACAAUUUGUACCAACUGUGAAAUAACCUGCACACAAUUACAUUCCACACCUAAAGGAAAUCUGUGCAGCUCCUGCUAUCAAUACUGGAGGAGAACAGGAGUGAUGCGCACUGCUAUGGGUAAGCGUGACCUCCAAAGUCGUCACCAUCCAUACAAGAACAAAAGAAAGCCACCUAGAGGCAUGUACCUGGAGCAAGAUGACCUUAUUGCCUUGGCCACUGGACCAGCAGGACAAGGAGAUGCCCUGCUGAAGAAUUUGGAAGCUGAACUUGUUAGUCUGAAGCGACAGGUGCAGAAUAAUAAACAGAUGUUGAGCCUACAAAAACACAAGACCAUAGGUGGAAUUGAUGACCUGCGAAUACCAGAGGGGAAUCAGCGGAUUAAUGCCAGAUGGACAAAUGAAGAAUUACUGUUGGCUGUUCAAGGAGUAAGAAAAUAUGGCAAGAAUUUCAGAGCAAUAGCAGAGACCAUUGGCAACAAAACUGAAGCACAUGUACGUACAUUUUUCAUCAAUUUCCGAAGAAGAUACAACUUGGAUGAGGUGUUGGCAGAGUACGAGAAGGAGCAUGGAUCUGAUGGAACAAAAUAUGAGGAAGAUCUGAAUGGUGUUGAAGAAAAGAUGGAGUUGGAAGAUGACAAGCAAACUGCUCCAAGUGUAGGUCCAAAUGUUGGUGCUCCUCCACCAUUGCUGAAGCAGGGUCAGAGCCCAGUAAAAUCCACCUACUUGCAACAACCAGCCAGAUCAAAUAACCGCCCAAUUCUGCAGCAACCACCACCACUCAUCCGCCCAUCAAACACUACACCAGUGCCUCCAAAGCCACCCAAGCUUACUAGUGUGGACAAAGACUGAACCCUGACUUUGACUUCUGCUUUAGUAGUGGGAAAAUCAAGCUACAACCAAUAAAGUCAUGACAUUAAGUAUUAAUUGCAGUCCAUGAAAACAUAAUAAAUUGAGGACUUAAAAGUUUCCACUAUAGUGUGGCAGAUGGCGUGCUUUGCUUUGCAAUACAGUGCUCCAUCAGUUCAGAACUGAUUCUAGUUUCUGGGGCUAGGGCUUGUGGUAUCAUGGAUGUCUGCAUUCCUGGUGUUCUGUGUCAGAAAAAUGGAGGGGAAUUAGUGGUCACUUUUACCUGUCUGGCUGUUAAUACCUUUAUGAACUGGCUACAAUUUUCCAUGCCUUGACAUCUCAUACUAGUAGUCAGUGUCUGAUUUAUGUAGCUUUACCCUGUUGAGACCUCUUUGGAAUGCAGAUGCUGAUACAUGAAUCGUUCAAUGACAAAAAAAAAGGAUUGAGAUAUGUCUGGCCUACAAUGAUGGCAAACUGACUAAAGUAAGUUAGAAGUUUCAUCAAAGAUGCUGUCAUAUUUGUGCACAGUUUAAUGUAAAUCAGUUUUUUGUAUUGAUAUUUUGGUGUAUGUAAUUUUGUAUUUAUUAUUAUGAUAAAUAGUAUCUAAGUUAAUGUAAUUUCUUAAUUUGUAGUGUAAAUACAAAAAUAUGGUGAACUGGGUGCAAUUAAAACUCAAGUAAUUUGCUCUUUAGUUUAUGCUCCUUCAAGAGAGUCAUGUGAGAUGUGCUUGUCAUGUUAACCAUUCAAUAUUUACCACCCACCAUUUGAUUUUAACAACAAUGCUGGGAAGCUACUCAGAAAAUUGUUUAAAGUGCAAUGUUGACUUAGAUAGUUGUCUUACCCUGUAAAGAGUGCCUAAAUGUGUAGAUGGUUGUGAAAAGGAUAAA